This is a messenger RNA of Sycon ciliatum, 5957 nucleotides long. RefSeq lists its product as uncharacterized. NCBI's taxonomy places the organism in Eukaryota, Metazoa, Porifera, Calcarea, Leucosolenida, Sycettidae. The transcript has 30 exons. Bases 101 to 5101 code for a protein of 1666 amino acids. The record is from RefSeq and is a predicted model, not a curated record. Gene Ontology annotation, molecular function: calcium ion binding.
UUUAAAUGGAGUUUCAUUCAACCUUCGCUUGUGCGCUCUCAAGACGCCUAAGGACUUUUCAAAUGGCACCAUCUUAGCGCAAAAAGACUCACAUCAAUUAAUGAAUUAUAUUGCUUCAAAUUUGACUGAGGCCAUUUGCCGGCAAGACUGUGGCAUCAUUUCCUCACUGGACAAAUGCUCUUCGUGUACCGGUUAUCUGUUCAACUACACUUGCCUAGAGCGAGUUGAAUGUCUACAUCAGAUUCAUAAUUGCGACUCCAAUGCGACGUGUACCAACACGGUUAGGUCCUACAACUGCACGUGUAACUCUGGGUUUUACGGUGACGGCAUAUCCUGCAAAGAUAUCGACGAAUGUGCGGUUGACCCGUCACAGUCUCCGUGCGCUCUCCAGAACGCUGUGUGCACAAACAACGCAGGCAGUUAUACAUGCCCGUGUAAACCUGGUUUCCAGGGACACAACUGCAACGAUAUUAAUGAAUGUGAUGCUAACCCUUGUCCUAGCCGGGCUGGGUGUGAGAACACAGUUGGAAGUUUCAAAUGUUCCUGUCUGCCCGGUUACAGUGGUAGUGUCACUGGCAUGAACUGUACAGAUAUCAACGAAUGUGAGGUGGACCCGUCACAGUCUCCGUGCGCUCUCCAGAACGCUAAGUGCACAAACACCGCAGGCAGCUAUACAUGCCCGUGUAAAGCUGGUUUCCGGGGACCCAACUGCAACUAUAUUAUGGUCCACACCCCAAACCUGGCCAGCAUUUCCUUGGCGUAUUCAGUACAGAAACUCGAAGUGGAUGUUGAGUAUUACGACUCCUGUUCAGAUCGGUGGUUGGCAACAGACGAGUUUACGGCGGAGAUCAUGGACCUUCCAUUCCAGGUUGUCAUGCCAGAUUGGCACGUGGGAAAGUACUUCCGAUCACGGCUGAACAUGUACUCGCCAGUACGCCAAACGAUUUCAAUUGCCUACACAGGAGUGCCUCCUCUAGGUUAUCCCACCUUCGACUUUCCCAGCUUCCCAUACCUACUUUCCGCCACGGCAGUGGACAAUACGACAUUAGCGGAGGUUACCCUGUCUCUACCAACCCUGCAAGGGUCUCAAAAUCUCACCGUUGAAUUCGGAGACGCAGAGAGCAUUUAUAUGGCAGCCAACACGUCCACCAGUUCUAUAUCGAGAAGGGUCAACGUCGACGUCAGUCGCGAAUACCAGGUCCGCGUUUACAACCAUGCCGCUCAGGAUAAAGCUGCAUCUGCAUCCAUGGUAGUGUACAUUAAUAUUGCAGGCGCAUGCAGGUACAUGGGACAGUUCUAUCGGAGCGGCGAGCAGUACCCGAACUCCUGUGGACCCGGCAACUGCACGUGUACCAAUGGAGUGAACGAUUGUCCAGGGCCUGCAGUAUGCCCAUCUCCGUCAAGUUCUGAUCCCAGCAAACGUUGCUGUCCUACAGACUCGCCUGUGUGGAAGACAGAUAUCGAUGAGUGUCGCAACUCUAAAAUUAAUGAUUGUUCCUCGUCUGCUACGUGCAGUAACAGUUACGGAUCAUACAUGUGCACGUGCAGCACGGGUUUCUGGGGAAACGGUACAGCGUGUGCAGAAUGCGAAGUCGACCCGUUGUCGAAUCUUGAACAAAGCCAAAAGUGGAUAUCUCCAACUUGCAAAGCUGGCUUUCAGCAUAUCAAAACCCCUGGGAAACCUAGUUGCCCGAUAUCGUCGAAAACUGGUCUUUGGGAGAACGUUGGAGUGUGCAAAGGAAUCGAUGAAUGCAGCACUGGAACUCAUGACUGUCACUCAUUGGCUGUCUGCACAGACACAUUUGGAUCGUUCACAUGUAGUUGCAUUGCAGGUUUCUCUCUUGAAGGAAAGAAGUGCAAUGAGAUCGACGAAUGCCGCAGUGGCACUCAUGAUUGUCACGCUUUAGCAACCUGCACCAACACUGUGGGUUCAUUCACGUGUGUUUGCAAUAAGGGGUAUUCAGGUACUGGUCAACUAUGCAAAGAUGCGGACGAGUGCAGCUUGGGAACUCAUGACUGUCCGGCUACUGCCAUCUGCUCAAACGUGGUGGGAUCGUUCACGUGUGCUUGUGAUCUGGGCCUGCACGAGAACGGGAACACAUGUAAUGAGGCCACUAAGUGUGCCAGUAGCUGCAUUGAAAUCAGUGCACUGCCAAUAGCUUAUGCCAAUCCCGCUAGUGCGCAUGCGAUAUGCCAAGGGAGAAAGACUGCAUAUCACCAAAGUGCCAAGUUGGUUUCCAUGGGCAGGAGACCGUGCGCUCUCGACCAUUUCAAGGCGAUCGGCAUGGACUCAGACAAGGUGUUCUGGACAGCAGAUGUGGCCCAAAGCUUAACCGGCCCACCUAAAUUUCUUUCGAGUACAUCAAACUGGGUUGACCAGAGUGAGGAGCAUCUCGUAGUCUGCGAGUACGAGACCACUAAAUGCAAGCGCACACCAUGCAGACAGACCUGUUCAGACAUUAGCGUAUUUCCGCUGCAGAAGACUCCUUUCUAUUUAGCGGAGAGCGUGUGUCAGAAGAAUCUAAGAAGCUUCGGUCAUGCCGGGUCUGAGUACGUGUUUGCUCAGGUCGCCAGUCUCGAGAGCGAGCGUAACUUUGGAUGCGUGUCCCGUCACCUUCAAGAGACCAGAAUGAGCGGCACUCUUGUGUUUGGUGGAUAUGGAACGGCGCCUAAUGGCACACUCCUAGCGUCUAAUGGAUUGGCUUUGCAUUUCGAGCAAGAAGCCUAUGUUGUGUGCGAGUACCAGAAAGAGUGCAGUUUGGUCAAAUACGAAUACUGCAAAGGUCACGUUUACCGCAGAUCCCGUGACUAUCAGAUCUAUAACUACCCGGAUGCUGUGAAGAUGUGCGGCAACGCGGGCGCCACCCUUCUUAGCCUUAUUUCAUACUCCGGUCAUUCAUGCGCAUCAACUUUAGUCGAUCACAACAUCAUCGCUUGGCGCGGUACCGCAACUCUUAAUGCAGCCAUAGACACCAGCUACAAACUAGUCUCCGAUGUGACGUCAUCCAAGCGCUCCGUCGUAUGCCAAUUCCCGUGCCAGCGCAUGCCCGGGGAUCGCAUUCAGAACAUAACAGCUAGCGGCAAUGUCACAUGUGAAGCCGGGUUUGAGUACAAUCAUCCCCUACCAGUGUGCCAGGGAACGAAUCGGGUUCAAGCGUGCACUCCCCGUUUUGUCGAAUACCAGUACUGUGCCAACGCCAGCGCCAACUCCAGCGCAGUGCUCCGGCGAACACCAGACUUCGUAUACUGGAAUCACUCCGAGGCCGUCCAGCGGUGCCAUGAAGUGAAUGCCCAACUCCUUGGCACAGUUGCUUACGACAGCAAAUGCGCUAUGCAAAUAGCUGUCCAGGGCAUCACUGCCUGGGUCGGCUCCUCUUCCGAUACAAAUGGAAAUCCUCGCAUCCCAAGCGAGCAGCUUUAUGCCAUAUGCGAAUUCGCAUGCCAGCGCAAAGCUGACGACCACAUUCUCAGCAUAUCAGAUCGCGGAUAUGUCAUCUGUGAAACGGGAUAUAUGUACAAUCAUCCUCAGCCAGUGUGCCAGGGAACCAGCCAGGUUCAAGCAUGUGCCUUUGGUUGGACGGGCUACCAGUACUGCGCCAAGGCCGACGCUGUCUUCCGAAGAACACCGGACUACUGGAUUAAAGACCACAACACCAGUUUAGAUCGCUGUGCUGCAUCAAACAGCGUCAUUCUUAGCCGGAGUGCAUUUGAUAAUGGCUGCGUGUCGAAUGUAGUCAGCUUCGACAUCAGAGCCUGGGUGGGCAGUCAAGCCGCUAGUAAUGGUUUGUUUCCUGACACACUAGGGGAAGAUCAUGACGGUUCAAGUGAACGCUACAUCGUUUGCGAAUUCAACUGCAAGCGCAAAGCCGGUGAUCACAUAACCAGCAUAUCAGAUGAUGGACAUGUCACAUGUGAACCAGGGUCUGUGUACAAUCAUCCUCAGCCAGUCUGCCAGGGAACUACAGGGGUUCAAGCAUGUACCUUUGAAUUCGUCAAGUACCACUACUGCGCUAAGACAGGUGUGGUGCUCAGGCGAACACGUGAUCACAAGAUCUACAGCCAUCCGAAGAGCGUGGCUCUGUGUACCAACGCAGCCACCAGCAUUCUCAGCCAGAAGGCGUUUGCCAGCGGAUGCACAGCGGGCAUAGUAAGCCAGGACAUCCUAGCCUGGGUGGGUGGCAGCGCGGUCAGCGGUUAUCUGUCCGACACCCGGGAACUUGUGAUCAGCGUCAACGACACGGCUGUGAAGCGCUACGCCGUGUGCGAAUUCAACUGCACACGCAAAGCCGGUGAUCACAUUAUCCGCGUAUCCGCUGACGGAACUGUCCAAUGUGAAGCUGGGUUUGAGUACAAUCAUCCUCAGCCAGUGUGUCAGGGAACAAGCCAGGUUCAACCGUGUACUCGCAUCUGCAAUCGCAGCGGUGGUGAUGAUCGCAUUGCCAACAUAUCCGCUGACUGGCGUGUCACGUGUGUGGCCGGGUAUGAGUACACCCAUCCUCAACCAGUGUGCCACGGAACGGGCUUGGUCGGGGUGUGCACCCGCAUCUGCACACACACGACUGAUGAUCACAUUCAUAACAUUACGGUUGACGGAAACGUCACCUGCCAACCGGGCUAUGAGUACAAACAUCCUCAGCCAGCAUGCCAGAUAACGACUCGGGCCCUAUCGUGCACUCCCCGUUUGGUCCAAUAUCAAUACUGUGCGAAGACUAAUGCGGUUGUCCGACGAACAUUUGACAACCAGUACUUGAACCACCCGAAUGCCGUGACGCUUUGCCACAACGCAAAUGCCAGUAUCCUUAGCACUAGUGCUUUCGAUGCGGGGUGUGCAUCAAAUGUAACUGGCCAAUGGUACAUUGGCUGGGUCGACAAACAGACCACUACUGGUUCCGUAUCUGAUACCAAUGGAAAUAGGCGUACCCCAUCCGAUGAAAUUUAUGCCAUGUGCGAAAUCACCUGCAAGCGCAUGGCGCAGGAUCACAUUCUCAGCAUAUCAGCUAUGGGACAUGUCACUUGUGAACAAGGUUAUCAGUACCUUCAUCCUCAACCAGUGUGCAAUGGAACGAAUCAGGUUCAAGCGUGUACUCCACACGGAUUGUAAGAAUAUUAAAUGAAUUCUUUCCGUGACCAAGGUAUGACGGCACUCCAGUAAUACGCUUACGGCAAGACUUGUCCGAGGAUACUUGCCACAUGAGAGUGUGUAUGUGUCUGUGUGUAUGUCUGUGUGUGUGUUUUUUUUUUGUGUACGCACGUGCGCGCGCACAUGCACGCUAGUCAUCACUUACAAGGCCGGUGCAAACUCGCACUGACUUGACGAUCUGCCGAUGGUGUUUCACUGUUUUGCCCCAUUCUCAUUUCCGUUUGCUAUUUACAAUAAAAAUAGAAAUAUUCUAACUUUAUUUCCCCCUCCCCCCACCGCCGCCUUCAGCAUACUGCAGGAUUGUAAUAGUGGCGUAACCAUGAUGAUUCUGCAUUUUGUCUUUCAUAACUCCCGCUAGAGUUCGAAGGUGAGGCCUUCAGAAAACUCAUGGAAUAGUGUUACUUCCCGCCCGUGGAUUAUGCAUGCAUAUUUUUGCUUUUCCAGCCGCCAUACUUGAGUUAUUUACAAUGUUUUCCCAGCCGCAGUUUGGUAUUUUUGCGGAUCAGAAGUAAACAAUUUGUAUUGUGUUGCAAAAUAAGUGCAACGUUCCGUCCUGUUUUACGUUCCGUCCUGUUUUACGUUCCGUCCUGUUUUACGUUCCGUCCUGUUUUACGUUCCGUCCUGUUUUACGUUCCGUCCUGUUUUACGUUCCGUCCUGUUUUACGUUCCGUCCUGUUUUACGUCAUUUUAAAGUAGCAAUGACAGGCUAGUGUACACACUCUAUUCGUUGCCUAAAGCUACCCUCUCCUUUGCACCAGAUCGAUCGUAACUUCCUGUGCUAAACUCCUGUUGCCCCGGUGAUAUCACCUGUGACAUA